UUUUUUUAAUUGGCACCAUUGGGUUUCAAGGUUUUUUCCUCAAAUUUGAUUCGUGUGAUUGUUUUUACGAAAAAACUGUUUGUUCCGAAUUGACAACAUUCACAAUAAUUCCUCAACCACCUGACCUGCGCUAAAGGUAAAGUGCGAUGAUGUCCACAUUAUCUCGACUGGAGUCGACUUUGCCCUGUCGCUCUCCUCAAAUAGGCCAACUUUAUAAUCUCUUCGGCCACAAAGAGGAGCCCUUUCCGGAGAGCGUUUACAUUACUGGAGGUCCGAGCGUCGGCAAAUCUGUUGUUGUUCGUCGAGUUUUGGAGGAAGUUGGUGUUAAGCAUGCAGUUAUCAAUAUGAUCGAAUGUUACACCGCUAAAAUAUUAUACGAGACGAUUUUGAAUAAGCUUUGUGGUUUGGUGGAUACAAAAUGCGAGAAUAUGAUGGAUUUCAUUGAUCAUUUGCAGCGGAAUCGGUCCGAAAUACACCGAUCUGUGCUAAUUAUCGACAAAGCCGACAAGCUCCGGACUAUGGAUUUCAACAUAUUUCCGGGAUUUCUCAAACUCAAAGAGCUCACCGGAGGGAUUCACAUAAGCGUCAUUUUCCUCUCACAAAUCAUCCUUCAGAAGUUCUAUUCCAAAACUAACAUCGUCGAGCCGAUUCAAAUCACCUUUCCCCAAUACAACAAGGAUGAAUUAUUGGAGAUUCUCACGUUGGAUAUCGAUUAUGCCCGAUCGCUGAUUAUCAAUAAUACGAAAGAUGGAGGGUUUGAAUUUGACGUCGACUUUUAUCGGAAUUACUUGAAUGUUUUUCUUUCGGUUUUUUAUCGAAACUGUAGAGACUUGACGGAACUUCGUUAUAUCGCGAGAAGUAACUUUCUCAACUACUGUCAACCGAUCAUCAAUAAAGAAAACACCAUCAACGAUUCGUUGGCUUUGUGGAGAAAAGUCGCUCCCACUCUCAAACAAGCCCUACAAAAUCUCUAUCUAAGAGUUUCAACAGUUUCUCUACCACAAAACCUCGAACUGCCUUUCUAUGCCAAAUAUCUACUAAUUGCUGCUUAUCUAGCAAGCUAUAAUCCUGCAAAAGACGAUAAGAGACUCUUUAUGAAAUAUCACGGAAAGAAAACCAAGUCUUUGAGAGAUGUUAAGAAGAAAAAUAAAGUGAGCGAACAGCUGAAUACUGUUCUAGGGCCCAAACCUUUCAGUUUUGACAGAUUGUUGGCGAUUUUUUAUUCCAUAGUUGAAGACAAAGUCGGUUUUAAUAAUAAUCUACUAGUUCAAGUGUCAAGUCUUGUGGAACUACAACUGUUAUCGAGCUUAUCCGAUAGUUCAAGCCUGGAUGGAGCCAAAUACAAAUGCAAUGUCAAUUUUGAUUUUAUCCAAACAGUUUGCAAGAUGGUGGGUUUCAAUAUUCGCAAAUAUUUGAGUGAUUUUAGUCACAUGUGAAUGAACAAAUAUAUUUUCCUUU
This is a messenger RNA of Tribolium madens (black flour beetle), 1458 nucleotides long. It is a transcript of the gene Orc5, whose product is annotated as origin recognition complex subunit 5. The transcript is spliced from 3 exons. The record is from RefSeq and is a predicted model, not a curated record. Bases 147 to 1436 code for a protein of 429 amino acids. NCBI's taxonomy places the organism in Eukaryota, Metazoa, Arthropoda, Insecta, Coleoptera, Tenebrionidae. Gene Ontology annotation, cellular component: nucleus; nuclear origin of replication recognition complex. Gene Ontology annotation, biological process: DNA replication; DNA replication initiation. Gene Ontology annotation, molecular function: DNA replication origin binding.